GUCUUUAAAGGGUGAGUGGGCACACACACACUCCUCCCUGAGUGUGUGUGUGGAGGAGGGGGAGGAGGAGGGAGAUGUGUGUGGAUGUUGUGAACCAGCCGCUGGCCUCCCUCCACGGCUCCUCUCCUCUCCGUGUCUCGGUGUGUAUAUAAACUCAGAGGGAUGUCAGCGCGUUGAGCUCCGGGAUAAAGAUGCUGCUGCUCGGUCUGAUGCUGCUGCUGCUCCCCGCCGCCGGAGCUGACCUGUCCGGGUCAGCCGCUCCGCACCGGGGGCCGGUUCACGCCGCCCCCUCCGCCCCGCCGCUGCUCCUCCUCCCGCAGCCCGGCCCGCAGUACGGGGCUCCCGGCGUAGCCUUGGCCCGGUCUGCGGCGGAGGAGUCGGCCGGCACCGGGAAGGCGGAGCGGGAGGCAGCGGAACAUCACCAUCACGACGGUGGGUACCGAGUGGUCCAAUGGGAGUGGAGCUACGUCCAGACUCCCUACAUCAUCGCCAUCUGGCUCCUGGUGGCCAGCGUGGCCAAGAUCCUGUUCCACUUCUCCCAGCGGUUCACAACUGUGGUGCCAGAAAGUUGCAUGCUGAUCUUGCUGGGUCUGGUCCUGGGUGGUGUGGUCCUCAUUGCCAGUAAGAAGCAGCUGUACCAGCUGGACCCCUCUCUCUUCUUCCUCUUCCUACUGCCGACCAUCGUUGGGGAUGCCGGCUACUUCAUGCCGGCUCGGCUCUUCUUCGACAACCUGGGAGCCAUCCUGACGUACGCUGUGGUGGGAACGCUGUGGAACGCUUUCUGCACCGGCUUCUGCCUGUAUGCAGCCAAACUGCUGGGCAUCAUAGAUGAGCGUGUACAGGCUGACUUAAUGGACUUCCUGCUGUUUGGCGCCCUGAUCUCUGCUGUGGAUCCGGUGGCGGUUCUGGCUGUGUUUGAGGAGGUCCACAUCAAUGAGAUGCUCUUCAUCAUCGUGUUCGGAGAGUCGCUGCUGAAUGAUGCCGUCACUGUGGUUCUCUAUAAAGUCUACAUUUCGUUCGUCGAGGCGGGAGCAGAGAACGUCCAGACAGCUGAUUACUUCAAAGGAGUGGCCUCUUUCCUCAUCGUCAGCAUUGGCGGGACUCUGGUGGGUCUGGUAUUCGCUGUCAUCCUCGGCUUUAUCACUCGCUUCACCAAAAAGGUCCGCAUCAUCGAGCCGCUCUUUGUCUUCCUGUUGGUCUACCUGGCCUACCUGACUGCCGAGCUCUUCUCGCUGUCCGCCAUUCUGUCAAUGACCUUCUGUGGCAUCGGAGCCAACAAAUAUGUGGAGGCCAACAUCUCCCAGAAGUCUCGGACCACCGUCAAGUACACGAUGAAGACCCUGGCCAGCAUCGCUGAGACCAUCAUUUUCAUCUUCCUGGGGAUCUCGGCGGUGGACAAGUCCAAAUGGGCUUGGGACACAGGGCUGGUGUCCUGCACCCUGGUCUUCAUCUUUGUUUUCAGAGCUGUGGGUGUGGUCGGUCAGACCUGGGUUCUGAACCGAUUCCGGCUCGUCCCAUUGGACAAGAUCGACCAGGUGGUGAUGUCAUAUGGUGGUCUACGGGGGGCGGUGGCGUUCGCCCUGGUGGUGCUGCUGGACGGGGAGCAGGUCAAAGCCAAAGAUUAUUUUGUUGCCACGACGAUCGUGGUGGUCUUCUUCACUGUCAUGUUCCAGGGUCUGACCAUCAAGCCUUUGGUGAAGUGGCUGAAGGUCCCUCGUUCCACCAACAGGAAGCCAACCAUUAAUGAGGAGAUCCAUGAACGGGCUUUCGACCACAUCCUUACUGCAGUGGAGGACAUUGCAGGACUUCAGGGGUAUCACCACUGGAGAGACAAGUGGGAGCAGUUUGACAAGAACUAUCUGAGCAAGCUGCUGCUGAGGAAGUCGGUCUACAGGAAGAGCGAGCUGUGGGAGGCCUAUCAGAAGAUCAACAUCCGAGACGCCAUCAGUGUCAUUGACCAGGGUGGGAACGUUCUGACUUCAGCCAGGCUGUCUCUGCCUUCGAUGGCCAGCAGAGCCUCGUUCCCUGAAGUCACCAACGUCACCAACUACUUGCGUGAGAACGGCAGCGGCGUGUGUCUGGACCUCCAGGUGAUCGACAACAUCCCUGGAUCCAAAGUAGAGGAGGACAUGGAAACGCACCACGUCCUGGCAGGGAACUUGUACAAGCCCAGGAGACGGUACCAGUCCCACUACAGCCGACACUUCAUGCCGCUGGGCGAGAAGGAGCGUCAGGACCGCGAGGUGUUCCAGAGGAACAUGAGGAGUCGCAUGGAGACCUUCAAAUCGACCCGAUACAAACGGCACAAGAAGGAACGUAGCCUGAAGAAGCGCAGGGGAUCUGACACUAAAGACGAUGGAGGAGACAAACCCAGACGCAACGUCAGCUGGCAGGACAAAGAUGUAACAGGCUGCCGUUCUAUCUCAGAUCCAGCGGUUGUUCCUGUGGAACUGGAAGAGGACAAGGGUGACUAUUCUGACCCAGAGAAGGAAGAAGAUGUUGGCAUUACCUUUAUCGCUCGUAAGGCAGAGACGCCCAAACAGCGACCCAAAUCAAUUCCAGCAGCUCUGGAUAUCUGUCAGAGUCCACCACCCCACCCCCCUUCGCCACCCACUGAAGAUAGCCAUUUGCCUUGGAAGGGCAGCAUGGGAUCUCCUCCCCCCUGCGUGUCUGUGGAGGCCACAAAGAUCAUUCCAGUGGACCUGCAGCAGGCCUGGAACCAGAGCAUCUCCUCAUUGGAGAGCAUCUCCUCCCCACCUGCCCCUGCUGAGCCAGUUCACCCUCGCAUCAGUGCCCUCUCCAGGCUGGGAGGACCCCGCCCAGCCUCCUACACCGGUCCAACUAGCAUGGUGGGCAGCAGCCCCUCUGUGGGACCUCCAGUGUCCCAGGCCUCAUUCUGCUUCCCAGAGAGGAAGAAGAAGAAGCAGGUGGAGGAGGAAGAGGAGGAGGAGGAACCGGGGGCGUCGCAGGAAAUGCAGCCACUCAUGUCGUCCCUGAAGCCCCCUGGGUCAUUGCCACGUCCGCCCCAACCCCCUCCACCACCCGGCUCUGGGAAGAAGAGGAACCCUUGCGUCUACCUGAGGAAUUUGGUGACAACGCCCCCUGGGGGCAGCAGUGAGCCUCACAGUCACCGGCCCACACAGCUUUGAAAACAGAUUCCUGAUCUGCGGAGCAGAAAACAGAGGAGGUGGACUGUCUGUCAGCUCGACCAAUAGGAAACCAACAUAAGUUCUCCCAUGCCAGCUCAGCCCACACCAUAAAAACAGAAUCACAUGACCAGAGUGCUUGUCCAAUCCCUGCUGCUCCUCACCACAACAUCACCAGUUUGAAGAUGAUUGAAUGUUCUAAAGACAAUGUUUCCUCACUGACCUGCAGUCAUAACCUUUAUUACCAUUCUGACCUAGCUUCCUGCCAGGAAGUUGGAGAAGCUCCUCCUGCAUCCAAAGCUUCAGGAACGUUUCACAGAGCUGGAGUGAUCCAAGACUCCAACAUGAUGCCACAGAUGAAGAGUGAGCUCAUCUGAAACAGAGUACCAGUUUCCUGCUGCAGACUGAAGAUCAGAUGAUCACCAGUCGUGUUGUUGCCUUGACUCGUUUUCUGUUGCUGUUGAAAUGCUUUAUAGUCAAUAUUCCUCACAGUCUAACACCGAAGUGUCAAACUCCGUCCGGUCCUUGAGGGCUGGUGUCCUACAUGUUUUAGCCGUGUCCCCAAUCCAACGGAUCUGAAUGAAACGGCUGAACUACUUCGGCAUGCAGUCAGGUUCUUCAGAGUUCUGCAAAUGCUCUAAUUAUUUGAUUCAGGUGUGCUGAAUCCAAGACACCUCUAAAAGCUGCAGGACACUGGUCUUGGAGGACUGGAGUUUGACACCUAAUAGAUUACCAUUGAUUAUGUUCAUUUUGUUUGAAUAAUAUAAACAUCUGAACAGAACCAGUCUGAGCUCAAGCAAAGUUUCUGAUGGUUCUGCACCAACAAUCAUGGUUUCUGCAUCUUUUAGGAGAGAAAUAAAACCCUAGGAAAAUCUAAAUGUACAAAGAACACAAGAAUGAGCUAAGAUACUAAUGAACAAAGGAAUGAACUAAAAUGACUACAACAUAAACAACAGGGAAAUAAAGAACACUAACAGAUCAUUACACAGUCUGUAUGAUGAAGUGUUCUGAGAUUACGUGUUGUGAAUUAGCCCCAAAAAUAAACAAACUGGAUUUAAUUGAAAUUAAAAAAGAAGGUAUGUUUUGAGUUUGCCAAAAGGCACAUAGGCAACUUCCCAAAUAUAUGGAAAACGCUUUUUGGCACAAACCCAACACAUCCUUACACCCCAAGAACACCAUCCCCAUAGUGAAACAUGAUGGUGGCAGCAUCAUGCUGUGUGGGUGUUUUACAGCAGCAGGGACUGGGAAACUGGUCCGAGUGGAGGGAAAUAUAAAUGGUGCUAAAUACCAGAAUAUUCUUGAGCAAAACCUGUCAGUCUGCCUGGGAUCUAAAACUGGGACGGGGGAUCACCUUCCAGCAGGAAAAUGACCUGGACCAUACUGGCCUAGUCAAAGUCCAGACCUCAAUCUAACUGAGAAUCUGUGGUUAGACUUUAAGAUCGCUGUUCACAUGUGAAAACACAAUACAACAUGAAGGAGCUGGAGCAGAUUAGCCUUGAGGAAUGGGAAAAAUUCCCAGAGGAAGGAUGUGGCGAGCUCAUGGAGAUUGAUCCAAAGCCACUUGGAGCUGAAAUUACUCUACAAAGUACUGACUUUAGGGGGGUGAACAGUUAUACACGCUAAAGUUUUCUGUUAUUUUAGUUGUCCUUUGCUUCACAAUAAAAAAAAAAAUAAUACAUCUUCAAA
Messenger RNA from Girardinichthys multiradiatus, 4832 nucleotides. RefSeq names its product solute carrier family 9 member A5 (gene slc9a5). The transcript is spliced from 16 exons. Gene Ontology annotation, molecular function: sodium:proton antiporter activity. Bases 192 to 3149 code for a protein of 985 amino acids. Gene Ontology annotation, cellular component: membrane. Gene Ontology annotation, biological process: sodium ion transport; regulation of pH; proton transmembrane transport. NCBI's taxonomy places the organism in Eukaryota, Metazoa, Chordata, Actinopteri, Cyprinodontiformes, Goodeidae. The record is from RefSeq and is a predicted model, not a curated record.